Molecule: messenger RNA, 287 nt
Organism: Mesorhabditis spiculigera
Lineage: Eukaryota; Metazoa; Nematoda; Chromadorea; Rhabditida; Rhabditidae
Source: the annotation of a GenBank genome assembly
UUGUGUGCAGCGCCCUCUCCGACUACGACUACAAAGGCCGUGAUUAUGUCAAAGAAAAAGCGGAUCGUCUCGUUUUCGGGUUGUGGGGAAUCAAAGACCUCCCAAAAAUGCUCGAGGUCGUUGACAAUGCACUAACGGCUGGAUACAGGACUUUUGAUACCGCCCAGGCUUACGACAAUGAAGAAAUCACGGAGCCGUCACUUAUUGAAUCUAUGAAGCUCCUCCAAGUCGACUAUCUCGACCUCGUGCUCAUCCACUGGCCCGGAGUGUUCCCUGUCAACCAGCCG